Molecule: messenger RNA, 201 nt
Organism: Fibroporia radiculosa
Lineage: Eukaryota; Fungi; Basidiomycota; Agaricomycetes; Polyporales; Fibroporiaceae
Exons: 2
Coding region: 1-201 (66 amino acids)
Source: RefSeq, a predicted model, not a curated record
AUGGUCGCAGUGAACCUCGCCCGUUUGACUGGCACUGCAAGUAUCCUUCCACUACAACUACCCUCUGGCUAUUCCGGUAAAUUUUAUGAAAAAUGGGAAGAGGAAGGAAAGUUGACGGGAUUCAGCGGCUCGAAGGACGUGCCAAUGUGGUACGGCUGGCGCGAGUUGACCUUCGGAGUAUACGAUUAUGAAGAGAAGUGA